AUGUGGCUGAAGCUGUUCUUCCUGCUGCUGUACUUCUCGGUGCUCUUCCUGCUAGCCCGGCUCUUCGAGGCUGUGGUCUGGUACGAGACCGGCACGUUCGCCACGCAGCUCGUGGACCCGGUGUCCCUGAGUUACAAGAAGCUCAAGACCAUCCUGGAGUGCAGAGGACUGGGACACUCCGGACUGGCUGAGAAAAAGGAGGUCAGCGAGCUGGUGGAGAAGUCAGGGGAGCUGACUCAGGGGGAGCUGUACUCGGCCAUCAAGAAAGAGAAGGAGCAGACCGAAGCAGGAGACUCCACCACCACCGUCUUCAGCGGAGAGAUACACUUCUAUGAACUGGUGGAGGACACCAAAGAUGGGAUCUGGUUGGUUCAGGUCAUUGCCCAGAAUCAGGAGGCUCUGCUCAGUCCGUCCAACUGGGGGAAGAUGGUGCAGAAAGUUUCUCAGUUUGGGAUAAGGACUGGAACUUUCAACUGUUCCAACGACAAUAGGUCGUGCAUUAAGCGAGGCUGGCAGCAGUCCACACUCAUCAUGUCGGCUCCUCAGACUUCAGCAUCAAAGGGAAAAGUAAUGCUCAAAGAGUAUACGGGUCGUUAUGUUGAAAUCGAGCAGAUUUUCCGCUGGAUGACCUCCCAUGUGGCCAAUCGAAUCAAAACCCUGCGUCAUUCCAAACAGCUCGUAGAAGAGUGGCACUCUGAGCCCGCUCACUCCACCAAGAUGUUCCUGUUUGCUCAUCUCUCCCAGCCUCCCGCCUUCUUCUCCUCGCUCUCUGUCAAGUUCACCGGCAGGAUCGAGUUCAUCUUCGUGGAUGUGCGUCACUGGGACAACCACAGCAGUCUGCUGGAUAUCGGAGUGACUCAGAGUCCUGCUUAUAUUCUCAAAAUGCCUGAGGGUGUUUAUCGCUAUGGCAACAGCACCGGGGAGUUCCUGUCUCUCGCUGCCAUGGACACGUUUCUGCGCUCCGUCCAGCCGGAGGUCAAUGAUCUGUUUGUCCUGAGUCUGGUCCUCAUAAACCUGCUGGCCUGGAUGGACCUCUUCAUCACACAGGGAGCGACAGUCAAAAGAUUUGUGGUGCUGAUCCGAACACUUGGAACCUACAACUCCAUAUUACUGGUGUCCUGGCUUCCUGUCCUGGCUGUCCUGCAGCUGCCCUAUCUGAACACCCUGUAUGGUUUCAGUCUGAAGCUGCUACGUUACGCCGACACCACCACGCUGGCAAGUUUAGUAAGAGCCGACUGGACCUUCUACUCAUCCCAUCCAGCCCUGUUCCUGUUCACCUACCUGGUCCACGGCCUGUUGGUCGACUACUUUGAGAAGAAACGCCGCUGUGGAACCAGGAACCAGGAGGACAGCACCACCAAUCUGGAGUGGCUGGCCAGUUUGUGGGACUGGUACACCUCCUAUCUGCUCCACCCAAUUGCAUCACUGCAGCAGUUUCCGUCUGACCACUCAGACUGGGAGGACGAUCCAAACUUCUUAUUCCAGCGUUUAGCUUUUCCAGAUCUCUGGCUUCAUCCACUGGUAAACAUGGAUUACAUUAAACUACUGCCGACCUGGAGGCUGAAAGUUGUCAGUGGGUGGAAGGAAAGUGUGUCUGGUGUACGACAGGACGAGGAAACCAAGAUCCAAGAACUGUUGGAUCGUUCUCCUGCAGGUCUCAGCAGCACACGGCACCAACGAGAGCUGUGCAGUCAGGACAGCAACACAGACGAUGAAAGUAAUCCCAUCAGCACGUGUCCGUGUGCACACACUGCUGCUGCGGCGUCCUUCUGUUGUCAUGGAAGCUCAACAUUGGUCAACAAGUUGCCAGAGGAUGCCACACCUCCAGGGCUCUCCAACCACCAGCUGUAUGACUGGUCGCUGUGGCCCUCUGACAUGCUCCUGUGCUCAGAGUGUGUGGUGUGUCUGGAGAACUUUGUGAGCGAGGAGCUGCUGAUGGGUCUGCCCUGCGGCCAUGCCUUCCACCAGCAGUGCAUUGUAGUGUGGUUGGCAGCAGGCCGGCACUGUUGCCCGGUGUGUCGUUGGCCCAGCUACAAGAAGAAAAAGCAAAGAGCUGCACCAAGCAGCACCAAUGAAAGCAUUCAUGUGGAUAACUGAACCCUUCUUAUCUAGAAGCUCACUUGGUUAAACAUCUUCUAAUUUAAACUCCAGGUUGGGACUGCAGAAUCGCCCAGAUGAAAGCGUUGUACGUAAAUAAUUUUGGUUGCUGCUAUCAUUAAACAAAAAGUCAGAAGAAGCUUUGCUGUUUUAAAAUGUAACGAGCACUUUAUGAAAGAUUACAGGAAAUA
Nematolebias whitei (Rio pearlfish) is the source of this 2288-nucleotide messenger RNA. RefSeq names its product ring finger protein 103 (gene rnf103). The coding region runs from base 1 to 2097 and encodes 698 amino acids. The record is from RefSeq and is a predicted model, not a curated record. NCBI's taxonomy places the organism in Eukaryota, Metazoa, Chordata, Actinopteri, Cyprinodontiformes, Rivulidae. Gene Ontology annotation, molecular function: ubiquitin-protein transferase activity. Gene Ontology annotation, cellular component: endoplasmic reticulum. Gene Ontology annotation, biological process: protein ubiquitination. The transcript has 7 exons.